GCCGCGAUUCAGCGCCGGGUGUAUGUCCCGCUCGCCCGCCGCGGUUACACCGACGUGAAAACACGGCGAACUUCGUCUCUUCGUUAGUUUUCCACCCCUUCCCUCCUUAAAUCCUUAGACCCUUCAGUGUGCGAACCACCGCUCUCUGGAAUCUAACAUCGAAUCCUUCCACUUUACUCGCUGUGUGCUCCUUUAGAAUCAAUUUCCAAACGAAGUGUGCGCGACUCGAACGAGAGAGAGAGAGAGAGAGAGUGUGUGUAUGAUCGAAAGAGGUGGACAUACCCUUGAUUUGAUCAACUCGUAUAACACGGGUCGAGGAUCCGGGCGUAGAAGGGUCGUUAUCGAAUGUUUCAGAUUCAUUGGAUUCGUGAUUUAACCGGGCGGAUAAGUUAUGAAUGUUGGGGAUAAUUGGGAGAGUUGACUGAUCCCGAGAUAGCCAGGGCAGCUCGUGCCUCGAGGGUAUCCCGCUCGAUUGGGAUCCGAUCGGGGGUAUAAAUAAGAAGCAGUGCCAGUUAUUUCCAUCGUGGCGCAUACCCGCUUUGCCUGUGUGUGUGUGCGUGCGUGUGUUCCGGGUGUAGCUGCGACGAAAGAUUGAUUGCGUUAAAGAGGAACUAGCGCGCGUACGUGAAUUCAACUGCCAGGUUCGAACCUCGAAUUGGUUUCGAUCUAAGCCGCGGAUUAAAAUUUUCUUCGGAUCUUUCUUUUUCCUCCUCCUAAUCUCGAAUCGUAAAAAUCAAUGAUCGUUGACCAGCUUCCUUCGUACGAACCUGUCCACGAAGUCUGUCUCUCUCAUCUUUGGAUUAUCGUCCAGAUGGAAUGAAAUCGUGGACGCGAGUGUACGACCCGAGACAAGGUGGAUAGGGGAACAGGGUCACCGGUGUUGGAACGUUCGAGUGGCAUAAUAGCAGUGCAAGUAGCAGCCGAGGUGUAGUUCGAGGGGGUGGAGAUGAGACGUCUGGAGGAAGGGGCCAACAUCGAACGAUCGAUCGCAAUUUCGACGAUAAUUGGUAAAGCCGAUGCGGCAGUCACCUCCUCCACGAUUGGACCGUGGAUUUCCGUUGGUAAUGCAUCGUGAAAGGGUUGCUGCGUGCGUCGCGGCUGAUCGUCUUCGAGUAUGAAAGGUGCACCAGCUCGAUCCCCCGUUAACGAUAUCGAUCGAAGCAUUUUUCACGGGGGGAAACUCGUGGACGACGUUUCGACGUCGGUCUCAACUCGAUGCAAAUUGUGAAGCAAUCGGAAUAAUUGCCGAGCGAGACUGAUGAGUUUUACGAGAUCUGGAAGAAGGGGAAUAGCAGUGGGAAAGUGGAUCGUUCGAGGUUUUUAGGAGAUAUUAAUGGAAGAAAUAAUUAUCCUCCCUUGACGAUGAAGGAGGAUAUCAAGUGACUCGAAGAGGCAACUUUUGAGCGAAGAGAAGAGAGAGAGAUACCGAUGAUUUCUCAUUUUCGGAAUCGGAUUACGAGAUUGGAAGGUGGGAUAUUUCGAACGAGCAUGGGGAGCAUCGUACAGAUUUUAUUAUGUAAAUAACGGUGCAUCGACGACGUAAAAUUAUUUAGGGCGUUGAACCGGUUUAACGAAACGUGUUACGUUUCACCAAGGCAAACUUGUAACAACAUUAACCGAGUGUGCGACCGAUACGAUUUUAUAUAUUUCCUUUAUGGAAGAAUUUUAACGAGCGCAUCUGAAUACAAAUAUCGAUAUUAUUAUUUUUUUUUUACUAUUCCACGAUCGCAAAGAAGGAUCGUAAAAUUUCUUCUUACACUUUUCACAAGUAUAUAUAUAUAUAUGAAACCACAGCGAAGAUGUGCUCGCCACGAUUGUGCCAACAUAUCAGGCGGAUUUUUCUCACAUCUGGAACGGAUGGGUGUACGCUUCUACACACCCGUGAAAACGUUUCUCCCGAAUCGGAUACGCGCCAUUAAAUCAACAAACAAAACUUCAUCCCUCUCUAGUGAAAAAUCAUCUACACGCGGGGGGAAAAGUGGAGGUGUGAUAAGAGAAACGCGAUAAAAUCGAAAAUAAAGGAAUGAUGGAGAUUUGUAUAUAAUAUAUAUGUAUAUAUAUCUAGAGAGAGAGAGAGAGAGAGUGAAGCAUCUCUGAUGAAAAAACGCGUGUCGAACAUGAAUAGUUUCAGUAGGUCACCACCGAGGGGAAAAGAAAGUUCGUAAGUUGGGGAGGGUGUUGGAUUCCGUGGCGAGUGCAUAAACAUUUCCCUCGUCCGCAAACGGGAAACGCAAGAGCAACGUGUUCGAUAGUGGAUGAUAAAACUUUUUACCCUCGAGAUAAGAUUCACGGGGAGAGGAUUCUUCUAGGAAAUAUCAGUUCGAAUCGAGAGAGAAUGGAGGAAAGGAAUCGUGAGAUAAUUUAGAAAAAUUGAAACGUUGAGAUGGAAUAUUAUCGAAAGAAAGAUCGUUGGGGCUGGAUCGAGAGAGGAUGAGAAAAGAAUCGAAGAAAAUUGUACGAAAUAAUUUAGAAGAGGAAGAAUUUUGUGAGAUAGAAAGAAAAGAAAAAAAAGAAUAUCAUUGAAAGAAUAUCGAAAGAGAAUAAAGAGAAGAAUAGAAACAAAAAAAAAUUGUGAAAUAAUUUAGAAGAGAAAAGAAUCGUCGGUGUAAAUUCGAAAUUGAAAAGUCGUCGCGUCGUGAAUUCUGAUGCCGAUACGCGGUGGUGCGUCUUAUCGAAACCGGGGCGAGGUGAUUAAUCGGCAUUGCGGAUACGUUGACGAGUCGAUGCAGCCGGACUGCACGGUUUGUCGGCGUGAUUCUCGUCAGUUUCGUUCUUCUUUCGUGCCAAUCAACGGCCCGACCCAAGCCAGGCUUGAAUGGUGUCUUUGGAAAGGCAAGAGCUCAUAGAAUCCCGUGGAAUCACGAACGAGAGAUCGAUUCGUUUGAAACUUUGACCAGAGAUUAAAGAUCCUAUGCUUUUUAGACAGGAGGAAAAUCUUCUAAAGAGAGGAAAAUCUGAAGAGAGGAGACGACGGAAGGGGGCUGGUACCGGCGGUGACCCAGAUGCGCACGCGACACGAAUUCUAGGGAGAGAGAGAGAGAGAAAAAACGACAAUAAUGAGGAGACCAGAGAUUAACUGCAACCUCGACAAUAAACACAUAAGACUGAUGUGGAUCGAUUAGAAUCGGAGGAGAAGUGGAAGAAAAAUAGAAGAAGAAGAGGAGGAAGAAGAACGAAGUAUAUAUUUUUGCGAUUCUAUUUUGGAAUACGCGAGGAGAUUGAGGUGAAAGAGAAGAAGAUGGGAAGAAAAAUGUCGAACAGUUUUUGUACCAAGAUUUGUACGAUGAAUUUCGAAGAGGAUUUUAAUUGAGAGAAAGGAGCGGAGCGAAAGGGGAAUCACAGAAGAAGAGAUGUCUCUGAAUCACAGAUAUUACGUAACCACUGUGCCGGACGAGGGAGAGAACAGCUUUAAAAUGCCCAGGGCUUCCGUGGUGCACAUGACUUCGACGGCGACGAGGCCGCAACACAUGUCACAGGUGUUGGCCACCCUGGCACUGUCGAUGGGGACACUUUCCUCGGGACUGGCAAAGGGUUACACCUCGCCCGCCUUGGAUUCCAUCUUGGACAACCAACCGCCUCACCUUUAUCAGUCGUCCAACAACGACACGUGGUCGGCUUUCUCGGUGACGCAACAAGAGGCCUCGUGGGUCGCCUCGUUGUCCAUGCUGGGCGCGUGGUUCGGCGCUAUGAUCGGCGAUUGGGUAAUGAGAAGGGGGCGUAGAUUGGCCCUACGCGUCACGUCUUUGCCCCUGGCCGUCGUCUGGAUCCUCACGGGGAUCGCGCCCUGCGUGGAACUGGUCUACGUGACCAGCUUCAUCGGCGGCCUCUGCUGCUCCGUCAUCACCAUGGUCGCGCAGGUGUACAUAUCGGAAAUCUCGAUGCCGGGCAUCAGGGGUUGCCUGUCGGCUAUGCUGAAGGUGCUGGGCCACGUGGGCGUGUUGUUGUCGUACAUAGCCGGCACGUACUUGAAUUGGAGGCAAAGCGCCCUCCUGGUGGCAAUAGCGCCCUCGAUGCUCUUUUUGGGGACCCUGUUUAUACCCGAGACGCCGUCGUAUCUCGUUCUGAACGGGAAAGACGACGAGGCUGCGAACAGCUUGCAGUGGCUGCGCGGCGAUCACGUCGACAUACGUCACGAGCUCCAGGUGAUCAAAACGAACAUUCUCGCGUCACGGGCCAAGCAGUACGAGCUCACGUUCAAGAACAGCGUGUUCACGCCUCGUUUGUACAAGCCCAUCGCCAUCACGUGCGGGCUGAUGUUCUUCCAGAGGUUUUCCGGCGCGAACGCGUUCAAUUAUUACGCGGUGAUCAUAUUCAGGCAGACCCUGGGUGGCAUGAAUCCUCACGGAGCUACCAUCGCGAUUGGCUUCGUCCAAUUAUUGGCUUCUCUGUUAUCAGGGUUUCUGAUCGAUAUCGUGGGCAGGCUACCGCUUCUGAUAGCCAGCACCGUGUUCAUGUCGUUGGCGUUGGCCGGUUUCGGCAGCUAUGCCUAUUACAUGUCCCAGACGCAAAAUCUGGGCUAUCCGGACUCGGCGGUGGUCGGCCAACACGAUUGGAUACCGUUGCUCUGCGUCCUCGUCUUCACGACCGCUCUGGCUCUGGGCAUAUCGCCAAUUUCGUGGUUAUUGAUUGGCGAGCUCUUCCCCCUGGAGUAUCGCGGCCUCGGCUCGAGCAUCAGCACCAGCUUCAGCUACUUCUGCGCGUUCGUCGGGAUUAAGCUCUUCAUGGAUUUUCAGCAGACGCUCGGUCUGCACGGGGCGUUCUGGUUCUACGCGGCGGUGGCCGUGUGCGGCCUGUGCUUCGUGGUCUGUUGCGUGCCGGAGACAAAGGGGAAGCAGCUGGACGAGAUGAACCCCGAUUACGCCCAGGCGCGGUAGUAUAAGGCCUCGUUAACGGGGGGCCUGUCGAAUUUCGAGAAAUCCAACAAACCCCUGCCGGGAGGAGCGUACCCGAAUCAGCACGAUCCGCGCGACUUGUACGACACGGGCUGCAACCCUGCCGAAACGCCGCCGACCCUCCGCGGCUCGCGGGCUAAUCGUCGAGGACUGUUCUCCGACUACUGCAGCAUAUUCGCGGAGAGGACGAACAGGAUCGGCAGGAACGUGGAGAGCUUCGUCCACUCCCGGGGAGGGUCUCUGUUCUCGGCAGGCCGCCGGGCCACGGACGAGAGCCCGUUCAAUUCCGCGGCCGUCCAUCGAAGGUCGUGCAACGGGGACGUGGCGAGGCACGACUACACCCGUUUCUUCAACCCGAUGGAGGAGGAGGAGGUGGAGGCGACAGUCUCGCGGGAGGAUCGUCGAGGAUCGUACGGGCGGAGGAAUCGUCGGGGGCGCGUGGGUGUCUAUCCUUCGGGGGAGGAGGGGAUCGUCGAGUCGUGCGUCGGGAUGGAGAUGAGACCGCGGCGGGGGACCGACGGGGGAGGAUGGAGGGCGACGAGCGUUUUAAACGGGAGUAAGCCGACGACGACGACGGCGGGGAACGGGAUUGGUCGCGGAAGGGUUUGCAGCAGCUCGACUCUGCCCAGGCGGGGCAGAAGCAUCAAUUUCGGGGAUCAGCCGGGAUCGGAUCGGGUGGAGUCGCGGCGGGGCUAUCCGAGGAGGAGCUUGCAGGAUCUCUCGGAUCUGGAGGUGGAGGACGGGAGGGCGAGGGGCGGCGAUGUCGGGCCCCGCGUGGGUUUCGUGUCGUCGAGAGCAGCGGCGGGUGAGUGGAGGCGAGGCGAGGCGAGGCUUGGCUACGAGGACGACGGUUGGCAUCGGCGGCGAGGAUACGGUCGGGAGGAUCGACUCGAGGAUGAGGAUUACCUGAGACUGUACAGGAGUUUGUCCAGGCUGAGCAAAUAUCCCCAAGGGGGCAAGUACGAGCCCGGCCAGGUGCACUACGAGAGGGAAUGCAGGACGUUCGGCAAGGACACGGUCGCGUUCAUCUAUUACAAAACUUGCUACUUGUGAUCGACGAGGAGGGAUCGAUCGAGGAGGGGGUGCCAAGGGUGCUCGUUCCAAGGAUCGAAUAAUUUGUCUAGGUUGGGGGGUCGAGGAGGAGGUUUCCUCGGCUCCCUACGAUGUUUAAAUCUUUCGAGAUCGAACCUUUCGGCACGAGACACACUCGGGUGUUGCAAGCUUUCUUUUCUCGAAGAUCUCCCACCCCCACCUUCCUACCUUCCAGAAGAAAUAAUUUAUUUCCCGAAGAGUAUUGGAAAAAAAGAAGAACGCGUUGAUUUCUGUCCCGAGCAAGAUCUCAUUAGACGACGACGAUUAGGUUACCGAGUUCCUUGAUCGAUUUGAUACUUUUGAGCUUUUUCCGUUCGAUAGAAAAUGCAGAAUAUAUGGACGAGAUGUUUGAGUAAUUGUUCGUGAAACGAGAUUGGUCAGAAACGAACGAACGAUUGUUGUCCUAACGACCAUCUUAUUCGAAAAUCACGCGCGAUGGGUGUCGACAUUCUAAAGAAGACUUCGUAUGUAAUGUAAUAAAAAAAAAGAAAAGAAAAAAAAAAAAGAAAGGUACAAUUUAUACGACUAUAGAAUAGAGAUAUUAAAAAAAAAAAAUUAAAUAGGGGAUAAUUGUUAAAAGAAUAAGAAUACGUUCAAACGGUUAAUUUUCUCCUCCCCCCUCUGACCAGUUUUAUGCUCACUUUCGAUAAUUAUCGUAAUCGUAAAAAUCAAAGUCGACGAGUAAGAUCUCUUUUUCAAACGACACGACUGAAUUACGUAAAUUAGAUAGACCCAUCUUCGUGAUCUGCCUUGUGAGAAGAAACGUUCGAACGAUAUUUUGACCAAGAAGCGCAUUAAAUUAGCGUACAGUUAUUUUCAGUAGCUAUAUAUAUAUAUCAAACGAAUUCUUGCAAGUAUAUAUAUAUAUAUACAUUCGAAAAGAUGGAUCUCGUUGGAACAAUAAUAAUAUAUAUAUAUAAAAAAAAAAAAAAGAUAAAUAAAUAAAGAACGCUCUUCCGUGCAACGUGCCUUUUCCGAGAGCACGCAAAUACGAUAUAUAUAUACACAUAGACGUACAGAUAAUAACGCAGAAUACGUAUAAAUUAUACAUAAAAAGAAAAAAAAAAAGGAAAAUGAUAGUCGUACAUACAUACACGUGUAUACAAUAAAUUGUUUAGAAUAGAAUCGAUAGACUGGUCCGUCGAUUGUCGACGACGUUUCUCUAAACGUUUAAAAGAUUCACCCGUGAUAUUUUCAACUAAAAUUUUCAAGAAUUUGCAAAAUAACACGCGAGAAAAGAAGAGCCAAUUUAAAAUACGAAGCGUGAUAGCGUGGCGUAAAAUUUUAGAGAUCCGGUUCUCGUUCUUUCAAAAGCGUACCAUUGAUCUUCGAGAUGAUUUUCGUUCCAUUAAUUAUUCGUCGUUUUUUGUUUUCUUUUCAAAUUUAAAACCAAUAUCGAAAGAAAAUUAGAUUUAUUUCGAUGAUACUAAAUUCUAUUAAAUUCGAAUUAAUUUGCGCGGCUUCGCUCGCAAGAAAAACUGAAAUCUCGUUUCCGUCAAUUCUGUUAAAUGAGACAUGGGAAAUAAUGAAAAUUUCUAUUUUUCGUCGAACUAAUUAUCUAACAGAAUAUUUUUUUGUGUAAAAAUGAGGAUAAAAACGAAACGAUUGGAACGGUUUCGUGAUCGAUUUGUGCGUGACGGGUAUGCGAACGUUCGUCGCUUUCUCGCCAAUUUAACAUUAACUUCGCGCGUGUAUAUUGAUAUACACAUCUCUGUCGCAUAAACGCUAUCGCUUGGCAAAAGAAUGUAGAACGGAGAGAAACAAUUUAGACGCGGUACAGAGGAAGAGAAUAUUUCAUUUGUCUGACACUGUAAGGUAUAUAAAUACUCGAUAGGCCUCGUUCUACGGUUCUAUAUACGGCCGCCAUUGACUUAAUGAUGACAAUAUUAUUAUCUGUAGAUAUAUUAUACUACGCGUAUCUUUCACACUAAGUACCUAUUGUAUAAAUCGAUUAUUAUGUGUACAUUGUAUACAUUGUAUACGAACACGUAUAUGAUAUGGACGUCGUGUUCGAACACUGUGAACAAAUUUUUCGCGACAAUACUGUAUAAUUAAUUAUCGCCACGAGACACGCGUGCGUUAUUAGAUUUUGAGGAAAAAAAAAAAAAAAAAAGAAAAAAUUGAUCGAAAAAUUGGCAAAAGUUUAUCCUGUAACUUCGACGUCAGUCGUGUUUCUUUUUUUUUUUUUUUUUUUUAAUAUUUGGAACAUUUAUAAGAAGAGGUAAGCAAGAUUUCGAGAAUUCGACUGUCGUCGAUGGGUGGAUGGGAUUUUUGUAUAAACUUCGUCGAGAUAAGUGUUGCGAAUGCAUAAAAUAAUAUUCGUGCAAUGAUAGAUCCAAGAGUGGAAUCCUUUGGAGGAGGAUAUUCGAGGAAAUGGCAUUUGUAUUUUAUAUUUUUAUAUAGUUUGUAGAACUCGUCAGCGUCGACUUUGCAGAAUAUUAGCGGUCUGCAUCUGUGAUCGAACGCCUAGUCUUCACGGAUGAAAAUAUUUUUCGCGAAUUAUUAUUGUUUCAUGUUGCGAUGCAAAGAGAUCGCGCGUAUUCAGAACGAAGGAAUUCGUUUCUUCAAGAGUUUUCGUUACAAAUUGAAUCCUAAUCGAAUCGUUCUGAUAUUUUUCUAAAAAUGUAUCCAUAUCGUUGCGUAAAACUAGUAUAGAUUCAACGAAUUCUAAUUAAUUCUAAUUGAUUAAGCGCCCGACGUCAGGGAUAUUAAAUUGUCGACAUAUCAAAUGUUCACCUAUGUUCCGCGAAACGUUCAAAAACAAAUUUCAGUUUCAAAACGUUUCGAGUCAGUUCAAUAUUUUUUUCCGUGCAGUCUAUCGGCAGGAUUUUUCUUACAUCUUUAACCGUUUUAUCAUCCCGUGAGUCAUAUCCCUGCCAUAUCCAAUAUUCUAACGAAGAGUGCUGAAUUCUCUGAUCUGUCAUGGAUAAUAGAGAAUCGCGUACUUAAAAAUUAAUCGAAACCAGAGAAAGAGAAAUUAAUUAUCAUUGAAUCACAAAUGGACAAUGAUCUUUCCUUGGACACGACUUAAAAAAUAUUUUCAAGCCUCGAUGCUUUCGUUAGGAUAACGAUGAUAUUAAAAUUCAACACAUAUCCCUUAAAGAUUAAUCCCGUAGAAUUUCGUACGAUUUUUCACAUCACUGUCUACAAAUGAAGAAUACGGAGAGCGCAGCACCUUCGAAUCUCAUACCUAUUUAAAGAUAUAUCUUGUAAUGCUCAAGGGCUUGGACGCAGUAUUGAAUAAUAAAAAAAAAAAAAACUUUACAAUUAAGUUAACACAGGUGCAAUGCUCGUGAAACGAGUGCACAUAGGAUAAGAAUUUAAGAAACGAAAAAAAAGAAAAAUCGGGAUUCUAUAUAUAUAAAUAUAUAUACAUACAUAUUAUAAAUUGUACAGAAUGAUUAUUCGACCAUUGUAAGACUAUCUCGUUUCUCUUUAGUGUACUGCGCCGAACAGUUACAUAUAUAUAUAUAUAUAUAUAUAAACUUUUUGAAAAAAAUCACUUAGCGGAACUGGAUAAGAAAUAGCGGAUAAAUUCUUUGAAGCAACUAUAAAAGUAGUAACGGUAAAACCCAAUUCUUUCCUCAAUUAUCAAAGAUAUCCUUUCUUUCGACUAGUUAAUAGCUAAGCGAAUUAAACUCACAGAUACGCAAUGAGCGAAACGACGUAAAAAAGAAAAACAAAAAAAAAUAAAAUCUGCACUGUGCACUUUCGUGAAUUGAAGGUAUUAUCGUAAUCCUUAGAUAUAGCGAUCAGCGAGUCAAAAGUCAGAUUAGAAUUCGUAUUAAUGCACGCAUAACUAUGUAAUUAUAAUUUCGAGAAAUCGUAAUUGAUGAUGCAGGCCGUGGUAUGAUAUAAUCGGAAAUAAUCGGAUUUUGAAAAAUUCUAAAAAUUUAUAACCUUCGAUGAAUACACAUAUCGGGCAAAGUGCAAUUGAAAAAUUAUUUAUAAUUUUUUGUAUAUAUAUAUAUACAUAUAUAUUUUUUCUUUUUCGAAAAAUUCCGUGGCCCGCAUCACACACGUAUGUACAUUUGUAUCCAUAUACAUGUGUGUGAGAAUAUAUGUGCGUGUACACACUAAAAUAAGAGAAAUAAGAGAAAAUUGUUUGUAAAUUUAAGAUUAAGAAAAAAAAAACAUUUGCAAAAUAAAUAUAGCGCAUCUUAAUAUCGAAUAUGCCACGGCCUGUUGUAAUUAGGCUAUAUUUGUGUAAUUACGUCUUCUAUUUAUCGACAAUAAAUUAACGCGAACUAUUUACAAUUUAUCGACAAUAAAAAAUGGGACAUUCGAAGGAAGCGCUGGCCGUCACCGAAAGGGAUGUUCGUUUGUACGUAGAUAAAGCUAAAAAUUGAAAAAAAUAUUCCGAGAAAACGUAUUUUUCAAAAGCUGCAUACGUAUUAAGGAUAUACAUAGUAAUAUAAAUAUAUAUGUAUAUACAUAUAUAUAUUUGACCUAUCCUGAAAAGAUCGCGCCUAGCUUCGCUUGCUAGAUUUAAUAUUUUUGUAAUGAUGCUUAGACGUAGCUCGUUUGUACCUACGCAAAUUAAGAAACUUGUUUAUAAAUUCGCGCCCUAUGGUCAAAUUGAUCGAUUACGCGCGAAAUUCGAAUCGAAUCGAGCGGGUGAUUAACUCGCAUUGCGAUCACCAUAAGAAAAGUUAUAACUCGCGAUCGAGAUAGAAUGUAAUAUAAAUUUUGCGAAAAAAAAUUCGUAAUUCUUCGAUUGAAUUUGAAUUUACGCUUUAAUCAUCUUUCUAUUACCAAUUUCUUAGAUUAUGUCGUAUAUAGUUAUGCUAACCUACUAAUGGAACGAUUCUAAAAGUAAAUAAAAAUUCAUGAGAAUUCAUUAAUUCUCGAAUCGAGGUCAGUUGAAGAGAUACGAAUAGCACAAAACAAUCCUGCCGAUACGGUGGUAUGAUAUUUGCAUUAAAAGAGAUGUGCACGUGUCGAACGAGUGCAUUCUGUAUUUAUGCUACGAAUAAGUAUGUACUUAAAAAUUCAUUAGCGUCUGCAUUUAUACCUCUCUAGAAAUAACAGACGAUAUUGAAUAUCCAAGCGCUAAAUGACCUUCGGCGGAACCAACUACUUGCGUGUUUGUAUAGAAAUCCAUAUACACCUAUAUAUAAAAUGCCAAAAGAAAAAACAGACAUAAUCGUCAAA
Messenger RNA from Apis cerana (Asiatic honeybee), 11138 nucleotides. RefSeq names its product facilitated trehalose transporter Tret1-2 homolog. Gene Ontology annotation, biological process: transmembrane transport. Gene Ontology annotation, cellular component: membrane. Gene Ontology annotation, molecular function: transmembrane transporter activity. The record is from RefSeq and is a predicted model, not a curated record. NCBI's taxonomy places the organism in Eukaryota, Metazoa, Arthropoda, Insecta, Hymenoptera, Apidae.